Dipodomys spectabilis (banner-tailed kangaroo rat) is the source of this 339-nucleotide messenger RNA. RefSeq names its product histone H2A-Bbd type 1-like. Gene Ontology annotation, molecular function: protein heterodimerization activity; DNA binding; structural constituent of chromatin. NCBI's taxonomy places the organism in Eukaryota, Metazoa, Chordata, Mammalia, Rodentia, Heteromyidae. The coding region runs from base 1 to 339 and encodes 112 amino acids. The transcript has a single exon. Gene Ontology annotation, cellular component: nucleosome. The record is from RefSeq and is a predicted model, not a curated record.
AUGGCUAGAACUAAAAGAAGUGAGAACAUGCCUAAGUCUAGGAGAAAUCCUGUAACCCGCUCUGCAAGAGCAGAGCUCCAGUUUCCUGUUAGCCGUGUGGACCGGUUCCUGCGUGAGGAUAACUAUGCCCAGCGACUGAGCUCCUCAACACCUGUAUUCUUGAGUGGCGUCCUCGAGUAUCUGGUGUCCAACAUCCUAGACCUGGCUGGCAACGAGGCCCGCAGAAACGGCAGGACACGCAUCACCCCAGAUCACGUGAAGAUGGUUAUAGAAAACCAGAAGCAAUUCAAUUAUAAUAUCAAAACUCUAGGUGGUGAGAAGACCAAGCCCAAAGACUGA